AUUCACUUUCCUUAUAUCAAAAUCAUGAUGUUAUGGGGGAAGAAUUUCAUUUCCCUCUUUGACAAUUACACGCGCAAAAGUUAAUGGCCUGCCCCUUUAACUUUCCUAGAAAUUGCACACCUCUCAUCAAUCUUUAUUUAACACUUGUCCUCUGUCUUUUCCAUUUCUCCCAUUUUAUACUGUGAUCUGUUCCAACCUUCCACUCUCACUUAUUCUCUCCUCAUUUCUCUUUAAUUUGUUCAGUGAUUCAUAUCUAUUAGCACCAUAUAUCAUUCUUGAAUACUACACAGUUGCUAGAGAUUAAGGAUCUGUUUGGCCAUGGAAAACAACAAUGAAUUUUGGCAAUUCAGUGACCAGUUGAGGCUUGAAUCUGGUUUGGCUAAUCUGUCUCUAAAUGAUUAUUCCAUUUGGAACAACAGCUACAGCUCAAAGAGGCCUGAUCAGAGGAGGAACUUUGAUGUGAAUGGCAGUGACAUCAACUCCUUCAACAAUCUCAACUCAAAGCCUUGUGAUUUCAAUGAUGGGUGGAAGAUCAACAAUUCCAAUGGACCCCUUUUCUCUGUGCCUCACAACAACAAUCUUGGAGGCUUCAACAAGGGAAUCUAUUCCAACCCCACCACCACCUCCUCCUAUCUUAACCUUAACAACAACAACAACCUCAACAUCAAUCUAAAGGGCUACAACUACAAGUCAUUUUUCAAGGGUGAAGAUGAGUUUCACCCACCCAAAAGUGCCAAGAAAAACACCUACACCAACAACAGUAACAAGAAGCAUGGGGACAACACUAAUAAUGAUGUCACUAAGACUGCUUCUGACAAGAGAUUCAAGACUCUCCCACCAUCAGAGUCUCUUCCCAAGAAUGAAACCAUUGGAGGCUACAUCUUUGUUUGCAACAACGAUACCAUGGCAGAGAAUCUCAAAAGACAGCUCUUUGGUCUGCCUCCGCGAUACAGAGAUUCAGUUAGAGCAAUAACUCCAGGGUUGCCCCUUUUUCUGUACAACUACUCCACUCACCAACUCCACGGUAUCUUUGAGGCUGCAAGUUUUGGAGGAUCCAAUAUUGAUCCAACGGCUUGGGAAGACAAGAAGUGUCCUAAUGAAUCUCGUUUUCCUGCUCAGGUCCAAGUGAUUACUAGGAAAGUUUGUGAGCCUUUGGAAGAGGAUUCCUUCAGACCAAUUCUUCACCACUAUGAUGGUCCAAAGUUUCGUCUUGAGCUGAGUGUGCCUGAGGCACUGUCUCUUCUGGAUAUAUUUGCAAAUCAAAACAGUUUUGAUGAUAUUUUCAAAGCUAUACCAGCAUAAAAGGGUUGAAAUUACAGAUAAUACAAGAACAGAAGUUACCAAGAUCAGCAACAGAUAAUGAAAUGAACACUCUGGACUCACCAAGAGUGUCCAAAGAUAAGAAGGGGAAGAUUUGGAAUUUGGAUAUUCAGCCAAUAUAUUUAUGUAUUAUAGUGACAUUUGUAUAGAGGCUGUUAUGCCUGAUUGCACCAUUUUUAAUUCAUGGGUGUAUAUGAACAUCACAUUAAAGAUUACAAUAAGAAUUAUUUAAUUUCGC
Abrus precatorius (Indian licorice) is the source of this 1558-nucleotide messenger RNA. RefSeq names its product B2 protein-like. Gene Ontology annotation, biological process: response to endoplasmic reticulum stress. The record is from RefSeq and is a predicted model, not a curated record. The coding region runs from base 319 to 1302 and encodes 327 amino acids. The transcript is spliced from 5 exons. Lineage: Eukaryota; Viridiplantae; Streptophyta; Magnoliopsida; Fabales; Fabaceae.